AUGUCUGAAACCAUGCAAAAUGCGGGUGCUAGACCCGUCAACUUCAGCCCUUCAACUGCUCAUCAUCGAGCAUCGCCUCCUCAUCAUGACUCCUUCUCCGGCAACUCUCGCUCUCUGGACGAACUCAUGAUCCUGAAGCCCUACUUUGCCGGCCAGCCCAAGUCACUCUCCGGUAUCGCUCUUCGAGCUUUCUGCCUCGGUAUUACCUUGGCUUGUAGUGCUAUCUCUAUGGGGGCCAUUCUGUGCUUGACUUCUAGCCCUGCUUGGCGUGUUCCGUUCUUCCUCUUUGCACUCUCGGCUUUUCACUUUCUCGAGUUUUGGACUACAGCUGAGAAGAACACACUUGUGGCUAGCAUUGGAAGUUUUCUUCUGACCGCAAACUGGCCAGGCUACGCCAUCGCUCAUUCAGCUGCGUUUAUCGAGUGUGCCAUUGUUAAUCUCUUCUUCCCUAAUCGACACUGGGCACCCUAUGGUACCGGUCCUAUCCUUCUGCUCCUCGGCCUUGCCAUGGUCACUGCUGGACAGUACGUCCGCUCAGUGGCCAUGUUGCAAGCUGGAGCCAGCUUCAACCAUCAUGUCCAGACCAGGAAGAAGGAUUCCCACGAGCUGGUGACUUCAGGCAUCUACUCAAUCUUCCGCCACCCAAGCUACUUUGGAUUCUUUUACUGGGGACUGGGAACACAGCUAGUAAUGGGCAACAUUCUGUGCUUUUUUGCCUAUGCGGCUGUUCUCUGGAUGUUCUUCAGCAAGCGAAUUAAACACGAGGAGGCCAAGUUGAUCGAGUUCUUCCAAGAUGAUUAUGUACAAUAUCGGAAGAGAGUGGGAACAAAGAUUCCUUUCAUUGCUUAG
Fusarium tjaetaba is the source of this 849-nucleotide messenger RNA. RefSeq names its product S-isoprenylcysteine O-methyltransferase. The record is from RefSeq and is a predicted model, not a curated record. The coding region runs from base 1 to 849 and encodes 282 amino acids. Gene Ontology annotation, biological process: C-terminal protein methylation. NCBI's taxonomy places the organism in Eukaryota, Fungi, Ascomycota, Sordariomycetes, Hypocreales, Nectriaceae. The transcript has a single exon. Gene Ontology annotation, molecular function: protein C-terminal S-isoprenylcysteine carboxyl O-methyltransferase activity. Gene Ontology annotation, cellular component: endoplasmic reticulum; membrane.